AUGGCAGCCAAAACAACUGACUAUCAACCAGUGGAGAGGAAUAGUCACUCCACUGUACGGGUAGGAGACUACCUGUACAUGUGGGGUGGGACCCAGCCUGAUCCCCCUAGAGUACAUAAUAAUGAAAAGAAGAAAUCAAUGUAUUCUGUGAUGGAGGUAUGUCACCUAAGGACUGGUAGGUGGGAGCAGAAACCCACCACUGGUAACCCUCCACUGGGUGUUAGGGGCUAUGCAGCUGCUACCAUUGGAAGGGAAAUCUUUUAUUUCGGAGGCUAUAGGGACUCUUAUCAUAAUAGUUUAUGCAGUUUCGAAGUUGAUACCUUCAAUUGGAAGGAACUUUCUCCUACUACAUCUCAUCAUGGUCCUAUGAUGAAGAACUACUGUGGCAUGAUAGCAAUAAAAGUGAACGGUGAGGACUAUCUUGUAGUAAUUGGAGGAUAUGGAUCAACUUCUAAUAAUUCACCUAAACAACCUGGUGCCCAGUACAGUGAUCAACGAUGCAAUGAGAUCCAUUUCUAUAAACUCUCAACAGACUGGUUGCAUUGA
Molecule: messenger RNA, 546 nt
Organism: Amphimedon queenslandica
Lineage: Eukaryota; Metazoa; Porifera; Demospongiae; Haplosclerida; Niphatidae
Product: kelch domain-containing protein 4-like
Exons: 4
Coding region: 1-546 (181 amino acids)
Molecular function (GO): protein binding
Source: RefSeq, a predicted model, not a curated record